AUCCAAAUUGAUUACAAUCAAAAUAUCAUCUUCCUCCGUGAUGCCAAAACCUCCACUAAACUCCCAAAAGCCUCCUUAAAAACCCCCCCCCGUUCCCCUUCAACAGCAAAAACAAAAGGCCAGCACUCACCAAAUAAAUAAAUAAAAGCAGCAAAGAAGAAUAAUCAGCUAACAGAUAACACACACACAGGAAUCGUACACCAAAAACAUUAAAAUAAAAUCCACUCUCUGCUCUUCGCUUUCUCCUUUUUCAUCCUUUUUUUUAUAUAUAUUUUAAUUAAUAUAUAAAUGGCGGAUCUGUACGGACCGGCACGGUCACCGGCCACUGAUCCAGAAGAGAUCUCUACUUUCCUCCAACAGUUCCUCGGCAACAACUCUUCUUCCUCCUCUUCUAAAUUCAUCCAUCACGCUCUCUCUACGCCGGUGGAGACUGGCUCCGCCGCCGUGGAAUUGUUGGAUUGCCACCUGUUUGGACGGUCGGAGACGGAGUGCGGAGCCGGUGCUGGAAACUCCGGUGUCAAUCUCUCUGAUCCCGGUGGUUAUUAUGUUAAAGGAGGCGUGGAUAAUGCGGUCUCUUCAGGUAUUUCAAAGAGAAGGGAAGCCUCCGUGGAGGAUGAUCUAGGUGAUUUUAGCUGCGAUAGCGAGAAGGGGGCGGAGGUGGCUGAGGUGCAAGCUAAUGCAGUGCGGCCGCGAAGUUCAUCGAAGAGGAGUAGAGCUGCGGAGGUUCAUAAUUUAUCUGAAAAGAGGAGGAGGAGUAGGAUCAAUGAGAAAAUGAAAGCCUUACAGAAUUUAAUUCCUAAUUCUAAUAAGACGGAUAAGGCUUCGAUGCUGGAUGAGGCCAUUGAAUACUUGAAGCAGCUUCAGCUUCAAGUGCAGAUGUUAACAAUGAGAAAUGGAUUGAGUUUGCACCCGAUGUGCUUACCAGGAGCACUACAGCCAAUGCAGCCGCCCUUGUCAGGAAUGAGCUUUGAUGAAGGAAAUGGGUUGUUAACUACAAACACAUUAACAGGCAUAUUUUCUGCAAAUGAAGAAAGCUCGGUGCAAACUGCUCUUAAUCUUCCAAGCCAGUGCACGGUCUCAAAUCAACCAAUUGCUAUUCCUUCAGGGACAAACAUUACCUCAUCAGAAACUAACUUUGGUUUUGAACCACUGAUCCAUGUCAACCAUGCACCCUUCAAUCUAUGCACAUCUUCAAAGGAAAUAUGCAGGGAAGGAACACCACAGGCACAAAUAGAGAUGAAUCAAACUGUGAAGACAUCUCCAUCCGGACUGCAGAGUCAGCAGGGAACCUGGGCGCUCCCGUCGUGAUGGUAUGAGGACGGAAAAGCGUGUAAACGAACCAGGUGAUAGUAGCGGGUAUGAAAGUGCUGCUCAAACCAACAUGUCAUUAUGGAGAGAGCAAGAACCAGAAGAGCAGUAAGUUCACUUUCCAAACUUGUAUAAGGUGAAUCAAUUCACCUGUUUUGUUCGUUUCGCUCCAUUCAUAUCUGGGUUAGUCAGCCACUUCUCUUGUUUAUGCUACCCGUAUUAUCUUGUGAUUAGGCUAUUUGUAGAUUUUGCAGCAUUUUAAUGGCGUGAAGUCAAUUAUAUGUUGCUUGAUUUGUGUUUUCCUUUUGAGCCGUCUUCUGUACAUCCUUGGCUAUUUAAAGUUUCACCGAGUAAUUCAAACUAUUGUGGGAUGAUCAAAUGGGAAGAAAUUUUGUAUUUUUUGAA
Populus nigra (black poplar) is the source of this 1713-nucleotide messenger RNA. Its product is annotated as transcription factor SPATULA-like. The coding region runs from base 289 to 1308 and encodes 339 amino acids. Gene Ontology annotation, molecular function: protein dimerization activity. Gene Ontology annotation, cellular component: nucleus. Lineage: Eukaryota; Viridiplantae; Streptophyta; Magnoliopsida; Malpighiales; Salicaceae. The record is from RefSeq and is a predicted model, not a curated record. The transcript is spliced from 7 exons.